Messenger RNA from Adineta ricciae, 1989 nucleotides. Lineage: Eukaryota; Metazoa; Rotifera; Eurotatoria; Adinetida; Adinetidae. The record is from the annotation of a GenBank genome assembly.
AUGAUGUCUUUAUUUGAGGCUUGUCAACAGGCAGACGUUGAACGAAUUAAAUCGCUAAUCGAACAACAGUGUGAUUUAACACAAAUUGAUGAUCAAGGUCGAACAGUGCUUCACUACUGUAACGAUCAUACAGACAUCGCUUGCGCACAGCUUAUACUACAGGAUGAAUCAGUACGAAAAUUAAUUCUCGAUCGACACGAUAACGAGGGUUGUUCUGCACUUCAUCUAGCUUGCCUGAAUGGAAAUAUGGUUAUGGUGAAAUAUUUAUGCGAACAAGGUGCGAAUGUUCAAUUGGUUGAUUAUGAAUCACAUACAGUGAUUCAUUGGAUAACAGUGUGUGGACAUUUACAUCUAUUCAAUAUUCUGAUGAAAUAUGGUGCACCCGUUCAUACACCUGAUGUAUAUGGUGCAUUCCCAAUCCAUUAUGCAUCGCAAUUGUGCGGAAAAGAUGGUGCAAUCGAAGGGUUAGCCAUUCUGAAGAAAUUGAUUGACAAUAAUGUUGAUGUGAAUUGUGUGGAUGAACAUAAACGUACACCAUUCAUUUGGGCUGCAAGUGCAGGUGCUGUCGAUGCCUUACGUCUGUUAUACAAAGCCGGUGCUAAUCCACAACAUGUAGACAAAGAUGCUCUUACUGCGCUUCACGGCGUUGCCACUCGAGGUCAUGCAAAUUGUGUUCGAAUAUUAGUUGAAUUAUAUGAAUGCCCUCUGGAAGCAAAGAAGAAUCGUCUAGGUGAAGAUAUCAAUGGUUGUACUGCUCUGUUUUAUGCUACUUCCUUUCAACAUGUUGAUGUUUGUCGGUUGUUACUUGAUUUGAAAGCGAAUCCAAAUCAUCAAGAUAAACGAGGACGAACACCAAGUCACUGUGCAGCAGCGAAAGGAAAUCUCGAGUGCUUAAAGUAUUUGAUCGAGCAUCAAGCGGAUAUUUGGAUUCGAAACAAACAUGGGGAUUUCCCAAUUCAUGAAGCAAUCAAUGGUAAAGAUCGUGAUAAAUCAAACGAAUUAUUGCAGAAAAAACAUCUCGACGUCGUUCAAUCUAUUUGUCGCUUAUAUCCCGAUAAAGUGAACAUUCGUAAUGGCGAACAACGAACUCCGCUUCAUUUAGCCGCAAAUUUCGGAGAUGUAAACAUGUGCGCAGCAUUGAUUGCAUGCGGAGCGAGAAUUAAUUCAUUUAUUCGAACUAAAGCAGGAAAUUAUAUUACUCCAUACGAUCUGGCUCAUAUUCGUUGUGAAGAUGCUUGUGCCGAAUAUCUUGUUUACAAUCACGGUGGCCAGCGCGGUAAUUUAUUAGCAAAUAUAUUCGCUCGUCGGAUUCAAAAGUUCUUUCGCCAAUUCAAACGUGUCAAAUUCAGUAAUGCUAAUCGACGUCGGAAACUAUUUGCAAAGUCGAUUCAAACUCCAACUAAUAAAACAGAUGACUCUUCAGUGCACCCGGUAACAAUAUCAAUACCAUUAUCACAAAGUCAGAAUCAUCUUCUACAUCAAGCAAAAAUUUGUUUGGAUAAUAAGAAGAUCGAAGAUCGCUCAAGAAAAUCCAACAGAAAUUCUUCCAGGCGUGCGUCUUAUCUAUUAGAUUGCACAGAAGAAGAGAAGAAAGGAACACGGCAUCAUCGUCAACAUCUUGGACAACCAAAGCCAAUGGAAACAUCGUUCAAUCGAAGCAUCGAUCAUCAAUUUCAUUCAACCGAGAAAAUCAUCAUUCAUACGUCAAAUUCGAUUGGCACGUCAGUAAAACUUUAUGAACGACAUAAAUUAAUCGCAGAAGAAUUAUACAAAAUCAAACAAGCACGAAUUCACAAUCAUAAUGUUGUCAUCAACCGACCGCUGUAUAAAAUUUUAAUCGAGAACGCGUUUAAUCCUGCCAAUCGACAUGUCGAAGAAAUUGAACGAUAUCUUGAAAGCCUAGUAAAAGCAUAUGAAACCGAAUUAGAUGCUAUACGCAAGCGUAGUAAAAGCAUUCCAGUACGACGUCCAAUGAAUGAUCGAAAUUAG